Chelonus insularis is the source of this 655-nucleotide messenger RNA. RefSeq lists its product as uncharacterized. The coding region runs from base 43 to 540 and encodes 165 amino acids. Lineage: Eukaryota; Metazoa; Arthropoda; Insecta; Hymenoptera; Braconidae. The record is from RefSeq and is a predicted model, not a curated record. The transcript has 4 exons.
UUCACCUAACGUGUAGACAAAGUUCUUCAAGAAUUUAAAAAAAUGUUUAUUUUAAUUUCAACUUUUUUGUUAUGUUCACAAUUUCUUAUAUCGAAGGCUGAUCUCGAGGUAAUACUGUUGGAUUUUAAAUUCGAAUAUUACGAUCUUGAUUAUUUCAAAGAUAUGGAUUCCGAUGUAUGGGGUAAUGAAAUCUUUAUAAAUGUAACAAUAACUAACUUUUUACCAGAAGAAGCUGAACUACGAUUGCAAGUUAUUGGUGCAACCAUGGGGGAGUACAUAGUACCAACAGGUAUUGACUUUUUAUAUUCUCUAUGUGCGGGUUUAAAAGAACCGAACAUUAUGACAUCCGCCAUAAACUAUUUGGAACCUCCUUUAGACGACUGUCCGCCUAAACCGGGAAGUUAUGUUGCUGACGCUACAUUCGACGAUUUCAGUACAUUUCCAGAAAAUUUUCCUCCUAACAAUUAUUUCGUCAAUACUACUGUCUUCACUCCAGAAAAAAUAUUCCUCGAAAUGCAUGCUUAUGUGUCUACGCGUUAAAAAAACAAAGUAAAUAAAUAGACCUUUUGCUUACAAGCUCAAAAUCAUGAAAAUAAGAAUUAAAUUAAAAUUGUUCUUGUAAUUAAAAAUAUAAUAAAAAUAUUGCAGAAUCUAA